AUGACACCACCACAAAUUCAUCGUGGACAAGACCAUCAUCUUCCACCAUUUCUUUCACCACCACUUUCACAUGCUUCUCAACCACCUAUAGAAAAUAUAAAUUCAGGAUUUGAAGAACUUAAAAGUAUAGUACCAAGUUGUCGAGGAUGUGCAGAUUCUAAAGCUAUUAUAUUACGAAAAGCCGCACAUUAUAUUCAAGCACUUGAAGCACAAAUACAGAAAUUAAAACAGUCCAGUAGUGGAUCAACGACACCGAAUACAUCAGUUACGACGCCACCAUUAGUAUCACCAGUGAUGUCGGUAAAGUCCAUCCCUUCAGGUCAUAUACAUAUGCACGGAGGAGUAAAUGGGAAUUCAAUGUAUGCAAUAAAUGAAUUUAAUCAAAGAAUGGGAGAAGAAAAAAAAUUACAACAACAAUUAGAACAACAAAAAUUUAUGA
Messenger RNA from Racocetra persica, 439 nucleotides. The record is from the annotation of a GenBank genome assembly. Lineage: Eukaryota; Fungi; Glomeromycota; Glomeromycetes; Diversisporales; Gigasporaceae.